UUUGUUUAUAUUAUUUUGCUUAUAAAUGGCAUUGGUACAUUAUUACCAUGGAAUAUGCUAAUUAAUGCAGAUAGUUAUUUUGUUGACUACAAACUAAAAGUCAAUUUAACUGAUUAUGAAUCGGCACAUGAUUUGGACAAUUACCGAUCAAAUUUUUUGUCAUACCUGGGUAUAGCAUCUAUAUCUCCAAAUGUUUGCCUACAGUUUCUCAAUUUGUUUACAAAUAAAUCUUAUGGAUCACUUACUACACGAAUUUCAUCGGCACUUUUAUUGCAAGCACUGGUAUUUUUGUUUACCAUUGUGUUGGCCGUAAUGGAUACAAACGGUUGGCCGAUCGGGUUUUUCUGGCUGACAAUGACAUCGGCAGUAGUAAUCAAUUCGGGAACCGGUAUACUUCAGAGCUGUAACUUUGGUUUGGCCGCCAAAUUGCCGAUGAAAUACACAAACGCUGUGGUUAUGGGCACAAAUCUCAGCGGUACUAUAGUCUCCAUAUUUAUGAUCGUAUCGAUAGCCCUGUCCCCUACACCACGUAUUGUAGGCAUAAUCUACUUUUCAUUGGCACUCAUCAUAAUUAUCAUAUGUUUCAUAUCGCAGUUUUAUCUAAAAAAUAAUAAUUUUUACAUACAUUACAACCGAAAUAUAAAUAAAUCUCAGGAGAUAUCCAAUGAUAACAAUAUUACUUUGGAUAGCAUUGAAGGUCUAGACAUUACUUCUCGUAAUACUACAAAAGCUAUAACUACCGGCAAAAACCUAUCGGGAUUACGGCUAUAUUGUCACGUAUUGGGCCGCAUAUGGCCUCAACUGAUCAAUAUUUACAUCACAUAUACAUUAACGUUAACUAUAUUCCCGGCACUAAUGGCUGAUAUAAAGCCUAUUAAUCAAUUAAUUGAUGGAAAUUAUUUUGUGCCCACAUUUUGUUUUUUCUUUUUCAAUGUAUCGGUAACUUUAGGCAAUUAUUUGGCACAAAAACUAGAAACUCCUGGACCUAAAUAUCUAUGGAUUUAUUGUUGCGCAAGAAUUUUGUUUGUGCCUUAUUUUCUAUUAUGCAAUUAUCGACCUGAAAAUGUUGACAGACACUUACCGGUGCUAUUGGCCAGUGAUUGGUAUUAUCUGAUUGGCACAGUUGUCAUGUCCAUGUCGUUUGGCUAUCUGUCCAGUUUGGCGAUGAUGUACGCGCCCCGCGGUGUCAUCGAUAGACAUCAGGAGACGGCCGGCAUUAUGUCGGGAUUGGCGCUAAUUUUGGGUAUAUUUACUGGCGUUAACUCAUCAUUAGUACAUCAUUUAAUUAUAUCAUAA
Oppia nitens is the source of this 1296-nucleotide messenger RNA. Its product is annotated as equilibrative nucleoside transporter 1-like. Gene Ontology annotation, biological process: nucleoside transmembrane transport. The transcript has 4 exons. The record is from RefSeq and is a predicted model, not a curated record. Gene Ontology annotation, molecular function: nucleoside transmembrane transporter activity. NCBI's taxonomy places the organism in Eukaryota, Metazoa, Arthropoda, Arachnida, Sarcoptiformes, Oppiidae. The annotation marks the transcript as partial. Gene Ontology annotation, cellular component: plasma membrane.